Messenger RNA from Haliotis rufescens (red abalone), 2538 nucleotides. Its product is annotated as proteoglycan 4-like. Bases 1 to 2538 code for a protein of 845 amino acids. The transcript is spliced from 2 exons. Lineage: Eukaryota; Metazoa; Mollusca; Gastropoda; Lepetellida; Haliotidae. The record is from RefSeq and is a predicted model, not a curated record.
AUGUCCUAUCAAACACCACCACCCCUCCAAACCAAAACCAACACCACCACCCCUCCAAACCAGACCAAACAACCACAACUCAAAACCAGACCAAACACCACCACCCCUCGAAACCAGAACAAACAACCCCUACUCGAAACCAGACCAAACACCACCACCCCUCGCAACCAGACCAAACACCACCACCCCUCGAAACCAGAACAAACACCACCACCCCUCGAAACCAGAACAAACACCACCACCCCUCGAAACCAGACCAAACACCACCACCCCUCGAAACCAGAACAAACACCACCACCCCUCGAAACCAGAACAAACAACCCCUACUCGAAACCAGACCAAACACCACCUCCCCUCGCAACCAGACCAAACACCACCACCCCUCGAAACAAGACCAAACACCACCACCCCUCGAAACCAGACCACCACCCCUCGAAACCAGACCAAACACCACCACCCCUCGCAACCAGACCAAACACCACCUCCCCUCGCAACCAGACCAAACACCACCACCCUUCGCAACCAGACCAAACACCACCACCCUUCGCAACCAGACCAAACACCACCACCCUUCGCAACCAGACCAAACACCACCACCCCUCGCAACCAGACCAAACACCACCACCCCUCGAAACCAGACCAAACACCACCACCCCUCGCAACCAGACCAAACAACCCCACCCCUCGCAACCAGACCAAAAACCCCACCCCUCGCAACCAGACCAAACACCACCACCCCUUGCAACCAGACCAAACAACCCCACCCCUCGCAACCAGACCAAACACCACCACCCCUCGCAACCAGACCAAACAACCCCACCCCUCGCAACCAGACCAAACACCACCACCCCUUGCAACCAGACCAAACAACCCCACCCCUCGCAGACAGACCAAACACCACCUACCCUCGCAACCAGACCAAACACCACCACCCCUCGAAACCAGAACAAACACCACCACCCCUCGAAACCAGACCAAACACCACCACCCCUCGAAACCAGAACAAACACCACCACCCCUCGAAACCAGAACAAACAACCCCUACUCGAAACCAGACCAAACACCACCUCCCCUCGCAACCAGACCAAACACCACCACCCCUCGAAACAAGACCAAACACCACCACCCCUCGAAACCAGACCACCACCCCUCGAAACCAGACCAAACACCCCCACCCCUCGCAACCAGACCAAACACCACCUCCCCUCGCAACCAGACCAAACACCACCACCCUUCGCAACCAGACCAAACACCACCACCCCUUGCAACCAGACCAAACAACCCCACCCCUCGCAACCAGACCAAACACCACCACCCCUCGCAACCAGACCAAACAACCCCACCCCUCGCAACCAGACCAAACACCACCACCCCUUGCAACCAGACCAAACAACCCCACCCCUCGCAGACAGACCAAACACCACCUACCCUCGCAACCAGACCGAACACCACCACCCCUCGCAACCAGACCAAACACCACCACCCCUUGCAACCAGACCAAACAACCCCACCCCUCGCAACCAGACCAAACACCACCACCCUUCGCAACCAGACCAAACACCACCACCCCUCGCAACCAGACCAAACAACCCCACCCCUCGCAACCAGACCAAACACCACCACCCCUCGCAACCAGACCAAACACCACCACCCCUCGCAACAAGACCAAACACCACCACCCCUCACAACCAGACCAAACAACCCCACCCCUCGCAACCAGACCAAACACCACCACCCCUCACAACCAGACCAAACAACCCCACCCCUCGCAACCAGACCAAACACCACCACCCUUCGCAACCAGACCAAACAACCCCACCCCUCGCAACCAGACCAAACAACCCCACCCCUCGCAACCAGACCAAACAACCCCACCCCUCGCAACCAGACCAAACAACCCCACCCCUCGCAACCAGACCAAACAACCCCACCCCUCGCAACCAGACCAAACAACCCCACCCCUCGCAACCAGACCAAACACCACCACCCCUCGCAACCAGACCAAACACCACCACCCCUUGCAACCAGACCAAACAACCCCACCCCUCGCAACCAGAUCUAACACCACCACCCCUCGCAACCAGACCAAACACCACCACCCCUUGCAACCAGACCAAACAACCCCACCCCUCGCAACCAGAUCUAACACCACCACCCCUCGCAACCAGACCAAACACCACCACCCCUUGCAACCAGACCAAACAACCCCACCCCUCGCAACCAGAUCUAACACCACCACCCCUCGCAACCAGACCAAACACCACCACCCCUUGCAACCAGACCAAACAACCCCACCCCUCGCAACCAGAUCUAACACCACCACCCCUCGCAACCAGACCAAACACCACCACCCCUCGCAACCAGACCAAACACCACCACCCCUGGCAACCAGACCAAACACCACCACCCCUUGCAACCAGACCAAACAACCCCACCCCUCGCAACCAGACCAAACACCACCACCCCUCGCAACCAGACCAAACACCACCACCCCUCGCAACCAGACCAAACAACCCCACCCCUCGCAACCAGAUCUAA